Messenger RNA from Microtus ochrogaster (prairie vole), 3178 nucleotides. It is a transcript of the gene Dennd2c, whose product is annotated as DENN domain containing 2C. Lineage: Eukaryota; Metazoa; Chordata; Mammalia; Rodentia; Cricetidae. The record is from RefSeq and is a predicted model, not a curated record.
GGGAGUCGGUGUCGCGGCCCAGGCAGGAUUGUUCACAGUACAGUUGUAACUGUCUCAACAAAGAUCAGUGAUGAGAAUUGUUGUUGUUAACAAGAUACCUCCAAGUUGAACAUGAGAGGAAAUGACUGGGAUCCCUUCUGUUCUGACAAGAUAAGGAAUACAGCAUUCUCCAGCUACGUGUAAUGGCACCUCUCUGAGAUCCGUCGCUUGUCAUGCACCCCACCGGGAACAUGGAUGCUGGCUUCACCCGGUCCACUCUUCAGACCCUGUCGCGAAGCCACUGCAGGAACAUCAAACAGAAGAUCUCCCAGUGGGAAGGAAGGGCUAACGGUGUGACUAAGCCAGCUAGGUCUCACCCGAAGGACUUUGGAGUGAGGUAUAAUAACUGCCACGCAGCGCUUCCUCCUCACAAGCAUCCUUCUGGUGAUGGAAGGAGCGACUGUCAGAAUGGGGCUUUACCACCCAGGGGUGCAGAUGCCAAAAGCCACGGUCACAGUGAGCGUGAAGGCGAGCAGCGAGAGUGUAAAGAUGCCCACCCCUCAGAAACUGGACCGGACUCCAACUGGGUGUGUGCUCGGGUCAAGCAGAUUGAAAGCCGCAAGGACGUCGCUGUUAAUCCAGAGGCUUCGUUACCUCCGGGAAACUUCUAUACCUCACAGAUACUGUGGAAAAGAAUAGAAGCGCUUCCCUCGGAGAAAGUCUUAAAUUUGGCUUUAGCACCUUGUGACUCUACAGAAAAAGAACCUAGUUUCAGAGUUCUGGAUAGUUCUUAUGGAAUAACCAAGAGCUUGGAAAAUAUUUAUUGUGAACCCGAGGGGCAAGAAUACGGACCCUCUAUAAAUCCUUUGCCCAAACCCCGUAGGACAUUCAGGUAUUUGUCUGAAUCUGGCGGUGUGCCAUAUAAAGAAAGAAACUGUGACCCAAAGUACUGUGAGAAGAGUUCCUGCGCAGAGGCUUCUUUGGCCUCGUCUCAGGAUCCUGAGCCAAAGAAAUACGGUGGGAAGAUCAGAGGGAGAUCCAAGAGGAAAUCCUUUGAAUUUGAAGACAUUCAGCACUUUCGGAACUCACGGAAGAUUCAUGAAGAACUCGGGAGAAACGCUGGUUCAGCACUCUAUUACACACAGUCUGAGGAUAACAUCUACGAGGAUAUCAUAUAUCCAGCCAAGGAAAAUCCCUACGAAGAUAUUCCAGUGCAGCCAUUCCCCAUGUGGAGAUCGCCGUCAGCAUGGAGGCUGCCGCCUGCUAAGAGUGCCUUCAGAACACCCAAGCUUCCUCCCAAGCCCCAGUUCCUUCAGCGGAAGACUAUGGACCUGAAGAACUCUCAAGUGUACUUGCGGUCCAAGCUCACAAAGGACACCACCUUGCCUGUCACCUUAACCGAGUGGAAGCUUUUCCGAGCUGGAGAAGUGGCUAACAGGAAGGCGAGGAAUCUCCCAAGGCUUGUUUUGAAAAUAAAUGAUACUUUUGAAUCUAAGAGAGGGAAGAAGAGGGUAAAGUUACAGCCUUACACUGGAAAAGAAGCACCCUCCUCCAAAGGUGAAACCAGUGGGAACGAGAGUGAUGCCGAGAACCUGCCAAAGAAUCGCCACAAGCGCUUGGCACAGCUGCAGCAGCCCUGCAAGAGGAACCCCCACUACCAGACCCUGGAGCGGGAUCUCAUCGAACUUCAGGAGCAGCAGCUCUUUGAGCUCUUCGUGGUGGUUUCCCUGCAGAAGAAGGCAUCAGGGACAAACUACGUCCCCCAGGUCAUACAACAGUUCCCCAGCAAGGGUGAUCACAGCUACAAGCAAUCCAAAGACACCGAAGAGAGGCUCAAAGUCAUCCCCAAAUUUUGUUUUCCUGAUUCAAAGAACUGGGUGCCCACCUCAGAACUGAAGAGUGAAACAUUCUCCUUCGUAUUGACUGGUGAGGAUGGAAGUCGGUGGUUUGGUUACUGUAAGAAGCUUUUGCCAGAAGGCAAAGGAAAGCGGCUCCCUGAGGUGUACUGCAUGGUCAGUCGCUUAGGCUGCUUCAAUCUUUUCUCAAAGAUCCUGGAUGAAGUAGAGAAGAGAAGAGAAAUGUCUCCAGCCCUUGUUUACCCAUUCAUGCGAAGUGUCAUGGAAGCCCCGUUCCCAGCUCCCGGGCGCACCAUCACAGUGAAAAGCUACCUCCCUGGGGCUGGAGAUGGGUCUGUUGAACUCUGCCGACCACUCGAUUCGCGGCUGGAACACGUGGAUUUUGAGUGUCUCUUCAAGUGCUUGAGUGUGUGUCAUCUCAUCCGGGUCUGUGCCUCUCUCCUUUUAGAGCGGAGGGUAAUCUUUGUUGCCAACAGCCUAAGCACCCUGUCAAAGUGUGGCCACGCUGUGGUAGCUACGCUGUACCCAUUCACUUGGCAGCACACCUACAUCCCCGUGUUACCAGCGUCCAUGAUUGACAUAGUGUGCUCCCCUACUCCAUUUCUUAUUGGAAUCUUGUCUUGUUCCUUACCCCACCUCCAGGACCUUCCCAUUGAAGAGGUGCUGAUCGUUGAUCUCUGUGCGGACAAGUUCCUGCAGGAGGUAUCUGACGAGGAUGAAAUCCUGCCGCCUAAACUUCAAGCUGCCCUGGUCCAGAUUCUGGAAGACCGAGAUGAAGUCUUGGCCCAGGAGCAGCAGUUUUCACAAGAUGUGACACUCAAUUCUCUGGUGUCUGAAGCAUUUGUGAGGUUUUUUGUGGAGCUCGUAGGACAUUAUUCUCUGAAUAUGACUGUCACAGAGCGUGGGGAGCGUGUUUUCCUGAGGGAGCCAUUCCGAAAGUCCCACACUUCUCGGAGUGUUCGCCACUUUCUAGAUCUCUUCAUGGAGACACAGAUGUUUGCGGGAUUUGUCCAGGACCGGGAGCUUCGGCAAAGCGGAGUUAAAGGUUUAUUUGAAGUCCGGGCUCUCCAGUAUUUGGAAACAAUUCCUGAGUCAGAACCCAGUGGGGUGAAUAGAAUUUUGCGGAGUCUUGGAAGCAAAAUGAGAUUUCUCCACAAGAAGUGAAUGUGUCUUCAUUCUAAACACAAUGGAAAGUGCCAAAGACAGCAUGUCUCCAGGGGUCUGGACGCACUGAAGAGUCCUGGAGAAUCCUUGAGAUUGUGGAAGGAGAAAGGCUGUCAGAGGAGGACUCUCCUGUUGCUGCAGACCAACCUGAGAGCCAGUGCGCUCUCUUCUGCUUCUAA